Molecule: messenger RNA, 474 nt
Organism: Phalaenopsis equestris
Lineage: Eukaryota; Viridiplantae; Streptophyta; Magnoliopsida; Asparagales; Orchidaceae
Product: B-box zinc finger protein 22-like
Exons: 1
Biological process (GO): photomorphogenesis; regulation of DNA-templated transcription
Cellular component (GO): nucleus
Molecular function (GO): zinc ion binding
Source: RefSeq, a predicted model, not a curated record
GAAGGUUCUGCUUAUUUCUUCUGCCUGGAAGACCGAGCAAUUCUUUGUCGAAACUGCGAUUUUUCCGUCCACACAGCAAAUCCAUGUGUUUCAAUCCACCAGAGAUUCCUUCUCACCGGAGUUCAAGUUGGUCUCGAAUCCACCGCAUCAGCUCCAUCGAUCUCAAAGGACCAAUCCAGUUCUGCUAAAGUCCCUCUCGAACCAUCCUCCAAUCACCCCAAAUCAAGCCUACUUGCUACAUCCCAUUCUGAAGAGCUUAAUGAAGUUUAUUCAACUGAAAUCACUAAAGAUGGAAGAAUCGGGCCCCUCGCAACAUUUUUCGGAGGAGCCCCAAUGGCUGCAAGUAUAACCGAAUGGCCCCUGGACGAGUUCUUUAGAUUCACGGAUUUCAACCAAAACUACGAAUUUACAGAUAAUGGCUCAUCUAAGGUUAUUCCUGAUUUCCUCAACAUAAUUUAUAAUAUCUCCAUAUAA